Messenger RNA from Candida albicans SC5314, 627 nucleotides. Its product is annotated as gamma-glutamylcyclotransferase. The transcript has a single exon. Lineage: Eukaryota; Fungi; Ascomycota; Pichiomycetes; Serinales; Debaryomycetaceae. Gene Ontology annotation, molecular function: glutathione specific gamma-glutamylcyclotransferase activity; gamma-glutamylcyclotransferase activity. Bases 1 to 627 code for a protein of 208 amino acids. Gene Ontology annotation, biological process: glutathione catabolic process. The record is from RefSeq and is a predicted model, not a curated record. Gene Ontology annotation, cellular component: cytoplasm.
AUGACACACCCACAAGGAAUGUGGAUUAUAGGAUACGGAUCCUUAAUCUUUAAACCACCACCACACGUAUCGUACAAAGUCACAGGCUACUUAAAAGGGUUUAUUCGCCGAUUCUGGCAAAGCUCAAUAGACCAUCGAGGAACACCCGAGUAUCCCGGCAGAGUGGUAACCCUCCUUUCCAUAGACGAUCUAACCUCCCCCAAAUUUCACGACGAGUUCUAUAAUGUGUCGUCGCCUGACGACUUGCGUGUUUAUGGAGUGGCAUACUACAUCGAGCCACAGCACGUCGAACAAGUCAAACAGUACCUCGACAUCAGAGAACAAAACGGGUACACCGCCCACAAAGUGCCAUUCUACGUGGGAGAAGAGUUCAUUGAGAGCGAUAUCUACAUUGGAACAAUCGACAACGAAGCAUUUGUGGGGCCAGAAUCGUUAGAAGACACCGCCCAUGUCAUACGCACUGCUGUCGGUCCCAGUGGCAAAAACAUAGACUACCUCGCCAACCUCGUCCACUCAAUCAAAGACUUUGGUAUUAGAGACCACUAUUUAGAACACCUAUACACCCUAGCUAGCUCAAAUCCCGAUAGUUCAACGCUGCCGACUCUAAAACCAGCGCCAACUGAUUAA